GGCGGUGACGAGGAAGAACGUCUGAAAAAAUAAUGGCCGCGCCAAGAGGGAUGAGCAAGUUGCAAGCAUGGAUCUAGCGGAGGUGGUGGAAGACCUGAUCUGCACGUUCGACGGACCAGCUGACCACACCAUGGACACCCUGGCCAUGUUCGUAUUUGCGUGGAUCCUGCUCGCGCUUGCCCUUCUCUGUCUAGGCAGGUUCGUGUAUGAUAGGGUGCAGGCAUCACGCUCAUCGUCCGCCUCUAAGGCCAAGUUGAUUGAGACUCCGGCCAAAACAACAGACGCAGUAUCCGCCAUCUCCUCCGCAGCGCUAGCCGCCGGUGCUCCCGGCGUUCGCAAAAUCGCUGCUACAGGCGCGCCGCCCGUAUCAAGUUCCUCAUCUAAGGGCGGGUACGUACCCCCGACGCCGCCCACGCGCAAGCGACUCGUUCGUCAAAGUCCGGCUCCCGAAGCAGGACGGAAGUCCAAGUACACUCCUGCCCCGAGAUGUACCGGCCCUGAUCCCGAGGUGGUGCAAUGGGUUAACGAGGUGGUCCAAUGGUUGUACAAUGAUUUUGUCAUUGCCAAUGAGUUGCUGUCCAUUUGGAUUGCAUCGUUGAAUGAGUAUACGAAGAAAUCUGUUACGGAGCAAGGCAUUGGUGUAGAAUUAGUUCGGAUUUUACCAGAAACUCAUCCACCUAAUUUGACUAAUAUUUUUGCUGAGGCGGAUUCUAAGGAUGAUGUGACGAUAACAAUGGAUUGCGACUCGACGCCCGCGUUCCAGCUGAAAAGCUUCCGACAGAAGGCUGACAAGGUGGAUACGGCGCAUUACCGCGUUGACGUGAACCGUUUCAGGGCUCGGCUGCACUUCUACGUUAUACCCGAAAAAAUGCUAUUCGAGGUGCGCUGUGAUGGUUGGCCGGAGAUCAAGAUAGCCCUUGCGCCUGUAGGUACUAUCCGUAAUAAUUUGGAUGAGGCCCAGCUCCAGGAAGUCAUCAUUGAAAUCCUGAUGAACGCUCUACGUGCUACUGAGGUGACGUUGCAUCUUGGCCAAUAUCCGUCCUGUCCAAGAUUUCAGAGGCAAGUACUUACACCAGAACAGAUACUUCCUGUCCAUUAUGAUAGCAUGUCGAGAGCCUAUACAUCUACCCCUAAUCAUACGUUAUCACAUUCGGAACAUAUUCCUGGUGAAAAAAGACUGCUGGUAAAAGUGAUCCGUGCUAACCAGCUUGGCCUGAGUGAAGGCUGUCAAGAACCAUACUGCGUGGUUGAAAUGGACGAACCACCGCAGAAGCAUCAAACGGCUGUACAGAAACAUACGAAUUCACCAUAUUGGGAUGAACACUUUCUAUUCGAUGUCUCACCUAAUACAGCAGAGUUGUUGUUUGAAAUUUACGACCAUGCUGUAAAACCUUAUAAAUUCCUUGGACUGGGCAUUGUCGGUGUAGAUGAACUGCUGGUAAAUCCAUCUCAAAGACAGACAAUAACUCUCCAAAGUCGACCUUAUGAAAGUGACGCAGUUAGUGGAACGCUUACCGUAGAGUUCCUUUUUAUCGAAGGUGCAGACAUUCCUAAUAUAGGAAGCACACAACCAUACAAAAUUAAAGAGUCUAUAAGGACGCCAUCACCAAGUAGGGUUAAAUUAACUACCUCAACAAAUUCCUACCAUACCGAUGGGCUUUCAAAUGGAAACCACAUGCAAGAACUAACGUCGAAAGAUCUAGACAGGAGUAGGCCAUUUUCGAAUAUGAAUAAGAAUUCAUUGGUUAUACAUAGUGUACAGAGGCAACCUUCCCAGCGAAUCGUGAAGGUUGAGUUGAGCAACGGCAAUUGGAAAGAAAUUGAAAGAGUUGAAUUGAAUCUGGAUCAAAAGGACGGUGAAGAAGUAGCGACGAAUGACGAGACAUCAGAAGUAGACAUUAUAAAUGGUGAAGCAAAAAACUUGAAAGGUACUUCGAAGACAAAUGAAGACAUGCCUCCCAAAGAUAAUUCAAAGCCUGGAGAUUUUAUGACGGAUAGUGCUACAAUACUACAGCAGCAUCAGCAAACAACAGAUAUAGAAGUCAGAGGUCGACCUAGAAAACGACGAGAUUUCUUCGGAACGAUCAAAAGAAGAUUGGGCAAAUCGAAAAAUAGAUCCAAAUCAGCUGGCCCUGAAAAUGAUGUGGGCAGGGAUGAUUCUAUGAAUAGAUCUGUUUCAGCUGAUAGGAGUCGAAAUGAUGAAAGUUAUCGACUGAAUGUGCCAGGUCAGCGUUCGAUUGACGAAACUUCACGAAGAUCGAGCCUUUCGGAAGCGUCGGGCAUGAGCAGUGCUUCCACAAGAACUUACAUCAAUGAAGCUAGUACAUUGGUAUUGGAAACCAUUGAAAAUGGAGUGAAGAGGCAUUACCUUGUACCGUUGUCUAUAGCGCAAAAAUCGAAGUGGAGGAAAAAAGGAACUAAGCUACAUAUAUACAAUGAUCAUACGUUUGUUGCCAAACAUUUACAAGGUGGCACAGCAUGUCAGGUAUGCCAGAAGAGCAUAGCGCGUAGGUUUGGAAAGCAAGGUUAUGAAUGCAGAGAUUGUCAAAUAAAAUGUCAUAAACACUGCCACGUGAAAGUGAACGACAGUUGCCCCACAUCGACAAUACAUAGUGUAGAAUUGUAAGUAAAAACUCAGGAAUCAGAUAUUAUAAUACAUGCACCUACAGAAAUCCGGGCUUAUAACUGAUGCAUUAUAGCCGUUUGCUGAUCUUGUAAGGGUUUGUGAGAAAAACAAAGUAUUUUCAUAUUUAGGCCAAGGCCUAGCCUUCGCGACUGCUAAAUCAAAAAAUAUGUGUUUUAUACUAUUGCUGACGUGAAAAAAGAUUGGAUAUUGAUCUCAACAAAAUAUAAAAAUUUCGACCAUUGUGAACAAUGGCAUUAAUCGCUCAAUUUCCCGUAUAGGGCCCGGAACGCUAAUCUGCUGGCGGCAACAUACAUGUUUUAUAAAUGACAUUAUGCAAACUGAAUGACUUUUCUAUAAUGGGAUACCGCGACUGCUGACAUACGGGUAGAAUAGAAACGGUCUUGAGACUGACCGUUCAAGAAGUCUCAUUCAAACAUUGUUGGGGCCAAGACCGAUCCCUGGGGAGCACCCGCGCUGAUGUUGUGGGACGAAGAGGAGAAACUGAAAAUUAUUACGGAUAUCUUGCAGCGGGAGAGGAAGUCAUCACCCAUCUGCAAAGCUUCCCUGCUGAUGGAAAGCUUGUUUGAUGUCAAGAGCACCGUCAUAAGACCUGAUGAGAUUUCUCUAUAGUUGUGUGGGGUUUCUCUUUGAUCGCUGGUAUCGGAAACGAUAGUGCCUGUCGUUAAUCAAGCCGUGAUGUUCGGAGUACUCUAGAUGCUCCGUAUUGAUGCCAGUUUCCAUCACCUUGCUGAUAACAGAAAGCAGAGCUUUACUUCUUUAGUUGUAAGGGUCCGCCUUAGACCGUUUACCGACAUUACCCUACGCCUGAUUUUUUUGCAUCGCGCUGGGAACAGUUUCGUUAUAUUUGUUUCUAGACUCGAAAUCGGCUUGUAUCUUCUCUAUAGUGGAGUUUUCCAAGAAGCUUUGGUGUGCCUCUCUUCUUUUCUGUCGACAAGCAGUGUCAACGAUCUGUUGAACCAGCCGUUAGACCUUGAUUUUGGCACUUUCACUAUAUAGGGGAUGUAUUCAUCCAUCUCUACGUGAAAAACUUCCGCUAUUGAAGAACAGACAGCUGACGCAGCCAAAACAGCAAAACGAUAGUCUCUCCAAGGACAACCGGAGGGAAAGUCUUUGAGCUCUUCCCAUUCAGCAUGCCCGCAAUGCUAAUUUUGCGUGCUGGACGUAAUGAAAAAAGAAGUUAUUUAUAUAACCUGUAAGUUGUCCCCUAGCUGAUAAGCUUUUAGGGCCCUACGCGAAAAAUUACACAAUUUAGUUUAGUAUUACGAGGGAUGUCUUUUAAGUUUUGCAUAUGGAAAUAAAACAACAAGGUAGGUAGUUUUAAAGGACUAUAUUGUUUUUCGAAGUAUUCUUCACGAAGAUCUAUACACAUCUGCAAGCGCUCGAACCAAUUUUCCAAGCACUUAUUCCACUCGUUUGCUGGCAGAUCCCAAACGGCAUUUUUGAAUGCGUCAACUGCUUCUUCUUCUGGUGAAUGGAACCUUUGACCACGCAUCCUGUUUUUAAUUUUCGGAAAAGUAAAGAAAUCGUUAGGACUUAGAUCGGGACUAUAUGGAGGAUGGUUCCAUAAUUUCACGUUUUCUUCCGUUAAAUACUGCCUUGUUUUUUGAGCUGUGUGCGAGCUUGCAGUGUCUUGGUGUAGGAUGAUUCUUCUUUCGGGGUUGAUUUUUCGAAGCUCGGUGAUGACUUUUGACAAACCAAUGGUGGUAUACCAAUCCGCAGUAACAGUUCUUUGCUCAUUAAGAGGAAUUGUUGCAAUAUGACCCGUUUUUGACACAAAUGUCGCGACCAUCUUUUUCGAAAUACUUCGAGAACGGAUGACUUUUGUUGACUUUUCUUCACCUUGGAACACCGAAACAGCCGACUGUCGUUUAUUUUCUGGUUCAUAACAGUAAAUCCACGAUUCAUCACUACUAACAAUGCUGCACACAUUUUUUGAGUUUCCGGAAUUGAAACGGUCAAGCGUUUUUUGACACCAAUUAACCCUGGCCGCUUUCUGCUCUUCAGUCAACAGGUGGGGUAUCCAACGAGAAACCAAUUUUCUUACUCCUAAUUCUUCUUUGAGAUCUUCAAGGACGCCUCAAUCGCGCGAUAUGUCACAUGUCUAUCUUCAAUGAUGAGUUUGCGCACAGCAUCGACGUUUUCCUGGGUGACUGCCGUUUUUGGUGCACCCACCCUGGGAUCGUCGCUAAGACUCACCCGUCCACGUUUGAAUUCUCCAUAACAACGGGAAAUUGUCGACUCAUGUGGCGCUUCGUUGCCAAAAACAGAUAGUAACUCAGCAAGGCAUUCUUGUUGCGAUAAUUGUCUCUGAAAGUUGUAAUAAAUUAUGGCGCGAAAAUGUUCUCGGUUGAGUUCCAUUUUUCUAAUGACUUGGUGACACUUAAAAAUUCACUGUAGUGAUAAAACUGCACGUAUUGUUGUGAAACUUUGAAUUUAAGUUUACUAAAGAGUGAGGUUAAGAUUCAGUACUGACGUUCGAUCCGCGCGGCCUACUAUGUUUCUAUAUGCAAAACUUAAAAGACAUCCCUCGUAUAAGAAUAUUAUCAGUUGUAUCAUUUAUUUACCUCAAAUAUCUUGCAACCUCCGCCUAAAACAGAAUAUUUGUCAUUUCAAUACUCGCCUAAAGAGCCAUAUUUAUAAAUUAUGCUAAUAAUAUUUGUUUUUUCCGAUCCAUGCUACCGGUCCUGAGUGAAUAAUGGGUAAGAUUGAAUAUUCAGGAAUGAAAAUGUGGUUUGAUUCACAAGUUUUUUGUCAGUUGAAGCAUGACGCAUACCUGCAUGUUAAGAUCUUGAUUUUGUGUUAAUUUUUUUUGCUUUGUUUACUGAAAUUUAGUUAAUGUUUUUGGUAGUUCGGCUUUUUUUGAAAUGAUGAGCACAGUUUUCUUUUUAUUUGAGAUGUUGACGAAUCAAGAUUGUUCUUAUGAUACAACAAAUUUUUACAACCGUUUCGUGUCGAGCGUUUAUUAAUUUUUAAUACUUGUUAUUCACGCUCUGAUUUGUAAGUUGAGUUGUUUUUUACAGGUCAUACAUAACAAAUCCGGUGACUGACAAAAAUUUUUCGAUUUUAUAAACACCAUAAAGGAUUUAAAAUAACUUUAAGUCACGUAGCUGUAUGAAUUGAUAUUUGAAAUAAUCUUAACACUCAAUUGUAAGCUAAGCACAAUUUUUUUAAGCUUAAUAAAUCACCAGAGAUUCUGUGUUAAUAUGAAUAAAGUCAUUUGUUUGUUUUAUAUUUUGAUGUUAUUUUUUUAAAGCCCAUUUUUAUGAAUGAAUGUUAUUGUAUUUGUUUAGGUUGAUUUUACUAGGAGAUGUCUAAACUUUUUAUUAUAUAUUAAUAAAAAUGUAUUUCCAUAA
Messenger RNA from Acanthoscelides obtectus, 6000 nucleotides. Lineage: Eukaryota; Metazoa; Arthropoda; Insecta; Coleoptera; Chrysomelidae. The record is from the annotation of a GenBank genome assembly.